This is a messenger RNA of Aspergillus japonicus CBS 114.51, 630 nucleotides long. RefSeq lists its product as uncharacterized. The coding region runs from base 1 to 630 and encodes 209 amino acids. The transcript has 2 exons. The record is from RefSeq and is a predicted model, not a curated record. Lineage: Eukaryota; Fungi; Ascomycota; Eurotiomycetes; Eurotiales; Aspergillaceae.
AUGGCUGUGAGACGUCGGUACUUGAAUUUCUCGUUCUUGUCAGAAACUGCCGUUGACAGAAGGGAAGUCGCUGGGGUUGAAAAGGCCGCCAGCGUGCCCACGAGCAUCUCUAUCCCCAGCAUCGUCGUCGACCUAUCUCAUUAUCCCUUUUUCGUGCAUUCUGUCCUCGGUUUCCAAGCUCUUUCCUACCAGUUUUUGCUCGUCUUUCAAGACUCGGAACCACGAAAUGGCGGCCGAAGGCUCAGGGAAUUUGUCGUCAUGAUCGACACCUGGGAAAACGUGCUUGCCCUGCGCGACGCCUUCGAGAGUAAAUCCAACUAUAGCAGCGUGGAUGGGCAGUUGCAAGCCAGGUUUUUCGGUGAUCCGAUACCCAUCGUCAUGGUCCCUAUCGAUCAACUCGAUCCCCGACCAUCUGUGAGCAACAUGACCCGUAUGCCGCAGAUCAAUCCCAGGGAACCGUACAGUGACGCCGGAUUGACUCGGGAUGAAAUGGAGGGGCUCGCUCGGGAAUACCGGAUUGAAGGAAGGGGUGAUGCUGUUGAGGGGGAUUAUGUCCUUAUUGGUUCUGGUGUUGCGACUGUCCUGCUCUGGGCGUGUGUUAGUUGGCUAUGGAACACUGUCUUUGCUUGA